Messenger RNA from Trifolium pratense (red clover), 2530 nucleotides. RefSeq names its product putative ATPase N2B. Bases 292 to 2097 code for a protein of 601 amino acids. The record is from RefSeq and is a predicted model, not a curated record. Gene Ontology annotation, molecular function: ATP binding; ATP hydrolysis activity. Lineage: Eukaryota; Viridiplantae; Streptophyta; Magnoliopsida; Fabales; Fabaceae. Gene Ontology annotation, cellular component: mitochondrion; cytoplasm. The transcript has 14 exons.
UAUCAUUUUCAUAAUUCAUAUGAGCUCAUAAGCUCAAUGUGUUGUUGACAACCAAAAAGAAGAAGCAGCGUGUCUUAAAUAUGUGGGUUAUUGAAUUUUGUUUGAUUUGGUGGUUAAUGGAGCAUCCACGUCACUCUCUCCAUCUAACUUUUGUUUUCAAUUUCCAACUCUUGUUUGUGAAUCAUCAUCGAUCACAUUUCAUUCAUUCAUUCAUUCAUUCAAGAAAAUAAACCAAUUAAGUAAUGCAACAGUGAAGACGAAGUUUUUAAGGAUUCAAAAAACGCAGAAACAAUGAGAAGAAGAAUAUGGAAUCUUCUCUUCAAUUCACCAUUCCCAACCUCCAACUUCCGCUUCACUGCGUCUCGUUAUUACUGCUCCGAUCCAUCACGCAUUCUCAACCAUAACCGUCCAGGACCGCUUGUACAGUACAAAAAUCUUGUUAAUCAAGGAAAGUUGCAACAUGAUCCUUACCAAGAAACUGUUGCUACAGAGCUUCAGAAUUUGUUAGCAAGGUUGGAGAAUUAUGAGAGACAAAUGGAAGAGUAUCAUGUUAAUUUAUCUAAAUGGGAGAACAGUAGGGAGAACGAGCGGCGGAGGAUUCUUACCGAGGAAGUUGAGAAGCAACAGAACGUCGAGGAUUGGUGGAGGCGUUUGAAUAAUAAAAUCACUGAAAGAUGGACGACGAACUCUAGGAAGAGGCCAGAUAAUGUGGAUCCAGGGGUAGGAAAAUGGGUGUCGUAUCUUAAACGUGAGAAGAAGUUGGAUUCACUAGUUGGUCGCCGACCAACUGCUCCUCCAGCUCCCAAAGGACUUUACAUAUAUGGCAAUGUGGGCAGUGGGAAGACAAUGCUGAUGGACAUGUUUUAUAGUGCCACUGAAGGAAUAGUUAAACAUCGAAGAAGGUAUCACUUUCACGAGGCCAUGCUUAGAAUAAAUGAACAUAUGCACAAGAUAUGGAAGAAACAAAUGGAAGAGAAGCCUUUGCAGUCGGGCAUUGCUGGUUGGAUUAUGAAUCUUCCCUUUGACACUAAAGCUAAAGAGUGGCUGGCUGCAGAAGAAAGAUACAAGCAAGAGGUACAGAUGAAAAACAUUCUUCCAGCUGUAGCAGAUAAGUUUUUUCUGGAUCGAGAAGGGGACGAAAAGGGAGCUAACAUUUUGUGCUUUGAUGAGAUACAGACUGUUGAUGUAUUUGCUAUUGUGGCUUUAUCUGGAAUUCUAAGCAGAUUGUUGAGUAGUGGAACUAUUAUUGUGGCUACAAGUAAUCGAGCACCUAAGGAUUUGAAUGAGGCUGGUAUGGUACCGGAAUUCUUCCAAAACCUUCUCUCCAAUUUGGAAAAGCAUUGUGAGACAGUGUUGGUAGGCAGUGAAAUUGACUACCGCCGUUUUAUUGCACAAAGAUCAGUAAACCGGGUAAACUAUUUGUGGCCUAUUGAAAGGGAAACAAUCAAUGAAUUUGAGAAAAAGUGGCACAAUGCAACAGGCACAUUUGGAGGAAAAAUAAUCCCCGACACCAUCUCAGUGAUGUUUGGAAGGACACUUGAGGUUCCUGAAAGUUGUGGGGGAGUUGCUCGCUUUACAUUUGACUAUCUCUGUGGUCGGCCGUUGGGUGCAGCAGAUUAUAUUGCAGUAGCGGAAAACUAUCAUACUGUUUUCAUAUCUGAUAUUCCAGUGAUGAGUAUGCGCAUUCGUGACAAGGCACGGAGAUUUAUCACUCUUAUUGACGAGUUAUACAAUCAUCAUUCUUGUCUAUGUUGCUUGGCAUCCUCUUCAAUUGACGAUUUAUUUCAAGGAACUGAGGAGGGCACACUUUUUGACUUGGAGAGUUUCCAGUUUGAAACAGAGGCUGAAGGCGGGAAACUUCGCCGGGAUGUCUUAGCAGAAGGCAACGUGGGCACAGGAGGUACCCCUGUUGGCAUCACAUCCAUACUAUCUGGUCAGGAAGAGCUGUUUACUUUUCAGAGAGCUGUCUCGCGCCUGAUUGAAAUGCAAACUCCAUUAUACUUGGAUGGAGUCGGUAAUGUCCACCCUUAUUUUCAGAGGCAACAUAAAAAAAUUCAAAAAAAAAUUGUGACGGCUUACUGUCCGAGUCAUCAUUAAAUUGAAAGUAAGCUUUUCUUUUCUAUUCUACUAAGAAAAUUAUUUUCUGAUGCCAAAUAGACUUUUAUACACUUGAUGUAGAUAUUCAGACAAUGAAUACUUAUUAUCAGCAAUAAGCACAAGUAUACAAGUGAUCAAGCUAAUGGAUAUUAGUAUUGACUACUGAAUUUGUUUAUUCACUACAGCUAUCUUAAAUAAUGCAGCGAUGCAUGAUAAAUUGUAUCUUUUUUACUCAAAUAAAUUGUAUUUUUGAGAAAGUUAUUAAUGUACAGAUGCUCAAAGAUCCAAUCUUAUCUGAGUAGUUGUUAGCUGUUAUGAACUUAUGAUUGAUCAAGUUAAAUAAUAAUUCCUGUCAUUUUGUCAAAUUGGUGUGUAAUUUUAAAGACAAGCAAAAAGUGACUUAUGAAAUGUUUACAGUUGUAUCAUAUCAUAA